Molecule: messenger RNA, 2355 nt
Organism: Ooceraea biroi (clonal raider ant)
Lineage: Eukaryota; Metazoa; Arthropoda; Insecta; Hymenoptera; Formicidae
Biological process (GO): detection of chemical stimulus involved in sensory perception of smell; sensory perception of smell
Cellular component (GO): plasma membrane
Molecular function (GO): odorant binding; olfactory receptor activity
Source: RefSeq, a predicted model, not a curated record
CUCAUUUUCGGGUAUCGGUAUAUUAAUAAAAGUUGCUUGUUUUGGUGUCCUCUAUAACCUCCUGAAGUUUGUCGGUAUGUUUUUGGAACACCCUGUAUAAUAUACUUAUAAUAUAUGUUAUUUAAUAUAUAUUAUAUUCUUUAUGGACAUAUUUUCAAAACUUCAAGUAUUAAGAAAAUCCAAAAAAUAGCUUUCGCCAACUUUCAGACGCGUUGCUAGGAACGCGUAGCAACAGACGCUCGCGACAGUAUUGCUAGGUAAUAAAUAAGGCGGAGUCUGAUUGCGAAUGGAAUAGCAUAUUUACAGUGUAGAGAUGAUAUGUUGACAUCGCACGUCAAAAACUGCGCCUACAAGAUUCGUCACAUUGUAUCUGAUUCGCUAAUCUUCUCUUAUUAAUAACUCGAAAUUUUACGUUGUUAUUUGCAAAGUGAUACAAGACUUUUUAAUUCAAUUUGACGAGAUCUACCUGUGGGCGAAAGGUGUUUCGCCUUAUGUGAGACAUCCUGUAUAUAUAAAUAAAAUAUAUGUGUAGGAAGUAAUAUCCUUGUUCGCUAAAAUUCGUAUUAAAUUUUAAUUAAAUAUUAAUUUAUUAUUUUAUCAUGAAUUGGUUAAAUAUCACGUUCAAUAGCAAAGUCGGCAUUAAUGCACUUGACAGUAUACAAUAAUAAUAUAACAUAUUUCGAUAUUUAAAACUAGUAACGCUAGAUUCUUCUGAGUUAACUCAAAUGCGGAUAAAAAAAGAGAUACCUGCUAGAAAGCGCUAGUACUUAUCAGUUAAUACCGCAGUUUCAAGUAAUAUUAUAGAUAUUUUUGAGAUACAUCGCGCGCUGCUGUCUUCAAUGGAGAAGUGAACUUUACGAAUGCACACAGUGGAAUGGAACGCAUGAAAUUCCCUCGAUAAAGAAAAAGUGAACUACACAUGCGUGGGUUUCGACCAAGAUAUUAUUUUACGAAUAUUUUCCGUGGGAAGUAACCACAUGUCGAAUUUCCUUCAGCAUUAUUUCGAUCACUUACUACGUCGUCUUCUUCUCGGGAAUAGGUGACAGAUUAUGAGUGUAUAUGCUACCUUACACUCCGUUUAUAUUAUUAAACAAUUUGCAUGGCAAUUUACUUUGGUAAAGAAAAAUGAUACAAUUUUAUAUAAUGUUAUAUGAUUAUAUAAUUCGCAAGUGCUUCUAUGCAAGAUGAAGUUUCACGAACCGUCACAAAAUAUUUGCAGUCAAACGUAACUCGAUAAACUCAGGAUCAUUUGUAAAAUGAGUAUCUCCGUCCAAGAACGGCACUUCAGUUUGAAUAGAAUUAUAUUACUUGCUGUUGGCUUGUGGCCUUAUCAACGAUCGAAGUUUGUUCGAUUUCAGGCAGCAUUGUGUCUUAGUAUUUUGAUAAGCUACGUCGUAUUCGUGCUUUCAAGACUUUGUUUUACAGAAUACUCCUUUGUUCUUACUAUUCAUGUGCUUUCUAUAUCAACGUAUUAUACUUUUUUUCUGAUUAAGUAUAUCUCCUUUUGGCUUAAUAUAGAAACUAUAAAAUAUUUAUUGGAGCAAUUUCAAUACAUCUACGAGAGGCUAAAGGAUUCGAAAGAAAUUGCUAUCUAUAACAAAUAUGGAAACAGUGCAAAACGAAUAACGCUUGCCUGUAUAAAAAGUUUAGUACUUGCAGUAUGCAUUAUGCUUUCUAUUAUUGCAAUAGAAUGUUGGCCAUUCAUUUUUGAUAUGAUUACGCCCAAAAAUGAGACCUACGCGCGCCGCUUCAUAGUAACUAUGACUAAAUACUUCGUCCUACAAGAAAAACAUUUCUAUUUAUUUCUUCUGUUAAUAAACGUAGUUACUGCUGUAGGAUCAGUUGGAAUCUUAGCGAUAGGAACAAUGCUAUUAUCAUGUCUCAAACAUAUCUGUGGAAUGUUGAGAAUUGCUAGCUACCGCUUUGAACAAGCAGUAACGGCUACGGUACAAAGUAUUACCAUAAAAAAUGAAACUAUUUACAAGGAGUUUAUCUAUGCCAUGGACAUUCAUUGCAAAGCUAUGGAGUUUAUCAAAUUUUUUAUGGGCGGUAUGGAACGAUCACUUUUCAUUGUUACAAUGAUUACUGUACUUUGUAUGAGUUGCAAUCUUUACGGAAUAUUUCAAAUUGAGUCACCUGUACAAGAAAUAGAAAAGACGGCAGGACAUCUUUUUAAUAUCACGUGUCUUUUUAUAUAUAUGUUUAUAGCCAACUACGCUGGACAGGAAAUUACGGAUUAUGGAAUGCUCCAUGGUACUUAGCACCGUUGCAGAUACAGAAAGUGAUAUUGUUCUUAUUACAAAGAAGUAACAAAGCUUUUACAUUGAAUAUAGGUGGAUUGUUCACAUUAUCUAU